Messenger RNA from Stomoxys calcitrans (stable fly), 2860 nucleotides. RefSeq lists its product as uncharacterized. The transcript has 4 exons. Lineage: Eukaryota; Metazoa; Arthropoda; Insecta; Diptera; Muscidae. Bases 50 to 2665 code for a protein of 871 amino acids. The record is from RefSeq and is a predicted model, not a curated record.
UUAUUUUCCUUCAUAAGUCAUUUGAGAGUCUGAGAAAAACUUUUAGAAAAUGUCCAAAACCACUAAGAAGCUUCUUGUCUCGUCUGUAAACGAAUAUGUGGAUAGGCGAUUGGAUGAAAAUGAAAAUAUUCCGCAAUUAACUGUUAAUCUGGAGUCCAUCAAGAGUAUGCUGCUGCUGUUGGAUUCUGAGGAGGAAAUAGCCUUGAUAGCUGUUCUGAGGCAUUUAACCGAAUAUUUGAGAAAAAGCGAUGAAAAUGUUGCUACGCUCAAAAAGCACCAACUUUGGGAACUAAUGUUGCACAAGGAAUUCUAUCGCGAUAGUUCACAUGCUAUUGUUCGCAGAUUCUCCUUAUAUCUCAUGGCGAAUAUGGUGGAGAGCAUGAAUAUAUUGCAAGAUAUGAAAACAGAAAAGACAUUGCAAAUCAUUGAUGUCUGUUUGCAGUACUAUGAGCGGGAGGACGACAAUUUUUGCCUGGAGUAUUUAACUGUCAUCAUCAAUAAAUGUUUGCAAGAUCCCCAAGUCGCGCUGAGGGUUUUGAAUCACAUGAAUUUUACAAAAAAGUUCACCAGGACCAUUGCUUCAUCGAACAACCCAGAUGAGAUUUUAAAUUCCUUGCAGAUACUGGAACAAAUAUUAAAAGUCAAAUGUGUUAAAGAACUUGAGGAAUUUAUUUCGCAACCCUAUUUUCCAGAGCUCAGAAUUUUAUGCGAAUUAACUUCGGAAUUUGAGAAUAUACGCCGAGCGGCUUUAAAGGUUACCAAGCUCCUUGUUUUGGAUAUGUCUCAGACUAAUCCCUUGCGCAUGGAGCCUCGCAUGUCAUACCUGUGGGAACAGUUAACCACAUUGUUCUGUGACACUUCUGAGAACACUGGAACAGAGCUCGUUGCUUCUGUUAUGGCGGCUGCUUUGAGAAAUGAAGCCAUGGCCCAUUUAUUUUUCGAACAAAAUCAUUUUGCACGUUUAUUGGAUGUCGUCAGCACCUUGCAUUUGCCCGAUGUGUGUCCGGCACUGCUGGUAUUUAGCGAAGCUGCCUCUUAUGAGAAGUUUAUACCACGCUUAGCUGAUUCUGCAGUUGUUGAGCAACUUUUAUCAUGCCUGCUGGCUGAUUACGUCAAAGGUCCAACUGGCUGCCAAUAUUUGCAAGGCUUAAAUAGAAUGAUGAAGAGUUGCCAGGCAGCAAAUAAAAUUGUGGACGCCUAUGAACGGGGAGUUAUUAAUAAACUCUUGGAUCUGGUGAAGAACCAAUCGCUUGAUGUCAAAAUACGAGAACAAUCCACGGAUUUAUUAUUAAAUUUGUUAAAAUUCUCUUUCUAUAAGACGGGUGUGGCAUUAAUGUUCAAAUCCGUUAAAUUUUCAGAAAUUUUAAGUACUGUAUUUGAAGAGGGUGUUUCAAGUCAGUCCACGGAUUUACUUUUCUCCCUGCUGUCUGUAGUGGAGGAGCUGGCCUCCAAUGAUGAUUACCGACAAGAACUAUGCGAGGAUCACAAGCUCAUCGAGAAUAUGGGAAUGUUGUUAAUGAAUUCCUUCUCCACCGCUAUAUUGGUUGGCAAUAUAUUCCGUUGCCUUUGUUUGUUGGUAGAUGAGGCAUCUGCACGUUAUGCUCUACUUCAAACUUACAUCAUACCAUCAAUAAAGAGAGCUCUUAAAUCCCUAUCGAAUUUGGUUAAGGCAUCAGUGACCAAUUUUGUAAUACAAACCACGCGAUUCCCAGAAUUUCUCAACGAAUACCUAGAUCAAGGAGUGUUGGAAGUCCUAAUUUUACAACAGAAACAUGCGUUCUGUGUGCCCACCUGGAAUACUGCCAUAGAAAGUAUCCUCUCUAAAACACCCACCAUGAAAUUUUGCAUUCGCAACCAUUUGGGGUUCACUGAUCUUACCACAGGUCAUGACUUCUUUGUCUCCAAGAAGAAAUUCAAUGAUUUCCGCACAUUUCAGGCAAACCUUAAAAACGAUGUCUCUCCCUUGGACCCAGUGCUGGUGGUGAACUUUGAAAGAAGCAUCACGCCUGAGGAGAGCAUCAUCAAAAUUCCAAUUGAUUGUUUUGUGCCCGAAGAAUGUCAGGUGGCCUCAAACACCGAGGAAUGGUGUUAUUGUCGUACACCCGGCGAUGCCUACUUGCCCAUGUACUUGAAGGAGGUCUACAAUCAGUUGGAUGCCAGUGGCUUAACUAGGAAUUCGGAGCAAUCUCAAAACUCCAUAGAUUUUGAGAAUAUUAACCGAAGGGUGAAAAUCAUAGCUAGGGUUGUUGCCAAAGCUUUGGCCAAUGAUUUGCAAAGUUAUGAUCUCAACUCCAGUGAGGAGUGCUCCCAGCACAUUGUCAAAUGUCAUCUUAAGGCGUUGGCCAAGGAAUUGCAUUGCAGUUUUAUUCCCCUGGGACUUGUUCGCAGCGGCUGCCAUUUCGAGAGGGCUGUUCUGUUUAAAGCCCUGGCCGAUCAGGUGGGCUUGCCCUGCACUUUGCAGCGCAGCGUCGAUGGUCGUGUGCUGUUCAAUGAAGUACCCAUGCCUUUGGAAAUGGCUCUGGAUGUCCACUGUGAUCCCAAUACCAUGAAAUAUAUGCCCUGGCGUAUGCUGAGACCCACGCACAUUGUGGAUUUGAUGCACAAUGUGGGUGAGUUGCAUCCCUUGCAAAGUCGCCAGGCAUUGCAGUAUUUGCGUUUGUACUAGAAGAGGAAGUUGGCUCCACUUUACUAUGCUACUAUAAACAUUUUUCCCUUCUCCUAAAUUAGUCCAUCAUCACUUCUAAACCAUAUACAAGGCCAGUGCCUUGUAUGCUCUAUGAAAUACUCUUGGGCCCCAAUAAAAUGUUCCCUAAAUAAUUGAAUAAAAACGAAAAUAAAACUCAUUCCUUUGUGAACCCCA